Molecule: messenger RNA, 7117 nt
Organism: Neocloeon triangulifer
Lineage: Eukaryota; Metazoa; Arthropoda; Insecta; Ephemeroptera; Baetidae
Gene: Jarid2
Product: protein Jumonji
Exons: 21
Coding region: 166-5466 (1766 amino acids)
Biological process (GO): chromatin remodeling
Cellular component (GO): nucleus
Molecular function (GO): histone demethylase activity; DNA binding
Source: RefSeq, a predicted model, not a curated record
CCGUCCGGCCCGUCCGGUGCUGCCGGCGGCGGCAGCUUCGCCAACCACCGGCUGACAACAAAAACAAUCGUCGCUUUCUCUCAAAAGCGAUGCAUUGAUUCGCUUCUAAUUUGAUAAUUAGUGCGAUUUCCGGUUUCUCCACUGGCUGAGUUUUAGAGCGUUCAAAUGAUGGUUGUACGAAACGACCCGAAUAGACGGCGGAAACGUGAAGGUAGUGACACCCCAGUGGCUACCUCGGCUCAAAAUGAUGACAUCGAGAAGAGGACCAAAGUUCAUGCUCAGAGAAAGUUUGCACAAGGAUCAUCUUUGAGCAGUCCUUCCUUGACCCCUGUCAAGGACAAGACCAAGGCAAACGGAUUGGUGCCUGAACCUGUGGCUGAAAUGCUUCCAGCAAAGAGACCGAAAACCACUGAUUUCCUAACAUUCCUUUGUUUGAGGGGGUCUUCGUUUCUACCCACGAGAUUGAAUUUCUUCAACACACCACCUGCGCCUGUGAAUUCUGAUCAAGAGCCAAUUGUCAAUGGCCACACCACCAGCAAAGCAAUCUCUUCCAAAGCUGAGCGAGCCCCGGUUGAUCCGAUGGUCAGCAAGAAGGUAAAGGAGAUUGUAAAAGAUUCAAAGAAAGCAUCAACGUCGAGUACAGUGCAGGCUUUGAAAAGGAAGUACCAAGAGCAGAGGCUCACGUCCAAGACUAGAUCUGGAGUGCUGAACAAACUUGCACAAAAGGCAAAAGAUAAAAGUUUGUCAAGAACCAGAUCGGGAGUGGUUAUUGAAAAGAAACCCUCUCCCAAAAAGAUUGUUAAAACAGUGAAAGUUGUAAAAACAAAGCCGGUGGUCAAAGCAGCGCCUGCCAAGUCACAGGCCAAAGAUAGGCGUUCCACCCGCAGUUCUGGAAUUACUACCGAGCUGGCCUCACUUGUCCUUCCAGUGACAAAGAGGAAGAAGAGUACAGGCAGAGUAGGACUUAGAAGUGGUGGAAGAGUGGCGCCAAAAGCGCUCCCAAUGACCAAGAGGACCAAAUCUAAGGCUACUCCUUCCAAGGUAAAUUCAAGGGAAAAUGAAUCAGAAUCUGAAGAGUCUGAUUCUGAAGAGGAAGAAGAAAAGCCAGAGGUGAAUAAACCAAAAGCUGCACCUAAAGUAGCAAAGAAAAUGCCUAUCAAGAAAUCUGCUAAUGAGGCUGCUAAGAAGAUUUUCCAACUGGCAAAAACUGCUCAGCAGAAAAAGGCCCGUCUUCAGACUCGAAGCUCUGCGCCUGCUGCAAGUUCAUCUGAAAAGAAGAGUGAGCCUAAAAGAAAUUCCACUGCACCUACUCCGAGGCUCAGUAGAAAAACUAAGGAGGCAGCAACAAUUUACAUGGAGCUACUGGGCCAAAAAUGGAUGAGUCCAGGAGACGAAGACGACGAGGAUGAAGAGAGUGAUGGCAUUUCUCUUUACAGCUUCCCAGAGUUGCGGAGGCAGUCAGAGGAUAAGAAUUCUCAAUCGCCGGUAAACAAGCGGAGAAAAAUCAACACUGACACCAAGCAAGAAGAGGAAAAGAAAGACACUCCUGUAAAACGACUGCCGGGCAGGCCUAGAAAUGCAGACAAACCGAAGGAGACAAAAAAUACUUGUAAAGCUGUGGCAGCAAAACAAAGUCCGGCAAAGAAGGCAGUCGAAAAGAAAAAAGAAUCUUCUCCCAUUCCAAUGAGAAAAACAAGAGGCAGCAUUGCUUUAGAAACGUUCAAGUCUUCUGAUUCUGAGGACGAGACUUUGGAUAAAAAGAUAAAGAAAUCUGAAGAGAAAAAGAAGAAGGAAGAGAAAGAACUGGAAAAGCAAAUAGCAAAACCUGCCACUUACAUGAGCAAGAAGGCAAAAUCAGCCGCAAUCAAAGCUCAAAGCAUGAGCCAACUAGUGAGGUUUACAAAGAAAAAGUUCUUGAAUGUGAGGAAAUCUACUGAAGCGUGCAUUCAAGAAUUGGUUGCCAGCACUUUGGAGAGGCUUAACAAGCAGGAGGAGGAGGAAGCAGACGAAAUUGACUUGGAUUUAAUCAACGAGCCUAUCAUUCCAAAUAAAAAGAAGGAGCAACAAGCUGAGAAAAUGAAGGAAAGUGCCGCUGAGAAGAAGGAAGUUGAGCCAAAAAAGGUUGAUUCGAAACAGGGAAAGGAACUGAUUGCCAAAAAGUCAGCCUCAGUUGUCCCACCACCGGCAAAGUUGCUCCCAAAGAGCAACGACAAGUUCUAUGCCAAGAAAUCUGCGGCUAUUUACCCACCUUCUCCGGCCAAGUUGAAAAAGAUGACCAAAGCUGUAAACGAAAAAGAUGCAGAGAAAGAGCCCAAGAAAAUUGCAGAAAUUAAAAUAGCACCAAAACCUGCAGUUACUAAACUUGCUGUUAGCAAACCUGAAGAUCCAAAGGUUUUGCCUAAUCUACCUCCAGCUAAAGCAGUCCAGAUCACACAAACCGGUCAGAUUGCAGCCCCAAACUUUGUAAUGAUUAAUUCGACAAGCCAAGAUUUGGUCCUCAUCCCGUCGGCGUCAACGUCUGCAGCAACAUCUCCGAGCAAGUACAUCGUUUGUCGGAAGGAAACCAUUGUAACUGCCACUGGUGGGGUGCAGUACAUGAUGGUCCCUACAGACAAAGUUGUGCUGCCUGUACCCCAAACACUGACCGUUCAACCUCCAACACCAGAAGCAAAGAAACCAGUGGCCAAAAAGCAGGAGCCGAAAGUAACAGAGGAAAGCAAAAAAGUGAAACCACAGAGCUCGGCCCAAAUUCCUGCCGGUGCCACAACCUCCAAAAAGGCUACAACGCAAGACAAGGGAGGCGAGAAAAAGGCCAUUUUCAAAGGUGUUCGAGCAAAGAACGUGGCCAAGAGUGCAGGCGCCUUCAGUCCGGAGAAGGAGGACAGUGUCUACGCCUUUGAUACUGAUCCUGAGGAAGAUACGCCGACCAGCCCUCCAUUCAGGCGCAAGAAGGAGGAGUUGUCACCAGCUUCAAGCCUGAAGCAGAGCUCAAUUGCUGUGCAAGUGAACUUUGACGAGAAUGCUUCAGCCCCUGUGCAAAAGUCGAGUGCUCAGAAGACAAAAAAUACAGUUGGAACAGAGAGCAAGCCAGUUGAUGGCUCUGACAGACUUUUCUUCAUUCCGAUCCAACCUGGCGUCCCACUCAACCAGCAGAUCCAGGGUGUAGAAGUGAAAGUAGGCACCGAAGGACCAAACCAGAGGGUGGUCAUGCAAGCGAAACUAGUCACAAACCCGUCAGGAAAAUUCGCAUCGCCAAUGAAUGCCACAGGCCUCGUUAGAUCUUCUCAACACCCUGCUGCCACUGCUGGAAAAACAACCUUGAAAGCACAGCCAAAGAAAACAGGCCCACCAGCAGCCAAGACAACUCCAAAAGCAUCGCCAUCAGUGGCCCCUGCUGAAAAGAGCUCCUCAUCAACAGCCUCCACCUCUAAGUCUUCUCCCCAAGUCACUCCUAAGGUGCAGGCACAAGCUGCCAAGAAGCAACCCGAACCGACUACGCCUGUGACCACAACAAAGAGUGCACCAUCAACGCCAAAACCUAUAACACGUAAAAGUGUACCUAAGAAAGUGCCAUUGCAGAGGCAAAGUAGUUUUGGAAAUAGUUCAAAGGAAACGAAGGCUGUCAGAUUAUUUGAGCCUCAGCCAACGCCUGCCAAGUUCCCAACAACUGGAGGUACAGAUGGCACUGUUUUCGAAGCACCAGUUUUUCGUCCCACAGAAAGGGAGUUCCAGGAUCCCUUCGAGUACAUUGAGAAAAUUAGUGCCCAGGCUGAGCAAUUUGGCAUCUGCCGAAUUGUACCUCCAUCUUCUUUUAAGCCGGAGUGCAAGGUCAGUGAUGACAUGCGAUUCAUGGCUUACAACCAGUAUGUGCAUAAGAUGGUGAACCGCUGGGGCCCGAACGCCAAAGAAACGGCUGCCAUUAAAAAACUUUUGAAAAAGCAGAAUGUGGCUUACACUCAUCCUCCAUGGAUUGGGGGUAUGGAAAUAGACCUGCCAAAAUUCUCGCAAACGGUGCGCAGUCUCGGUGGGCUAAAGGGAGUGAUAAUGAAGAAGCGCUGGCAAAAGGUUGCGGAGGCCAUGAAAAUUCCAAAGUCGGCUCAGGACAGGGUAUCCAAGCUGGAUGAAAUUUAUUGCCAGUUUCUGCUGGCCUAUGACACUUUGUCACCAACUGAAAAGCAAGAGCUGCUUGACGAAGUGCAAAAGGAUUGGGACGAGAAACAGCAGAACGACGAUGGCUCGUCAGACGAAGACGAGGAUGUUGAUGACAAUUAUGAUGAAAGUGAAGAAUGCAUUGCUAAGGGUCGAAAUAUGCCCCUAAGUGCGUUUUAUCGCAUUGCUCGAAACACAAUGAGCAUGUGGUUCAAAACAACUGAGCCGCCUGCCACUGAGGUGGAAGCCGAAUAUUGGCGCAUCACCCGAGAAAGAACCAACCACGUGUGCGUCCACUCUGGCAGCAUUGAUUCUGGGGUCUGGGGCUAUGGCUUUCCAACAAACAAGAACAGCUCCUGCGCCAAGCAUCCAUGGAAUCUGAAGGUGCUGAGCAACAACAAUGGCACCAUCCUGCGCAGCAUGGGAUCAGUGAUGGGCGUUACGGUGCCCACUCUUCAUGUCGGAAUGCUCUUUUCAACAUUCUGUUGGUACAGAGACCCACACGGUCUGCCUUGGAUCGAGUACCUGCACACCGGCGCCAGCAAAAUUUGGUACGGAAUACCGAACAGCCACAGCACAUCUUUCAAAAACGCAAUGACGACUAUAGUGCCAAAGUAUUGUAGGGAUAAAAACAUUUGGCUUUCAUCGGACACUGCAAUGGUGCCUCCUGAACAAUUGAUCUCACACGGCGUCUCUCUUUGCCGAACCGUGCAAGAGCCUGGCCAGUUUAUUCUUGUUUUUCCAAGGGCAUUCACCUCGAGCAUCAGCACAGGAUACCUGGUCAGUGAGAGCGUCUACUUUGCUCAACCCCGAUGGCUGAAAACUGCACAAGCUGUGUUCAGGGAGCUGAAGGAUAGCAGCGAACCAACAAUGUUCUCCCUAGAGAGGUUGCUCUUCAGCAUGGCUGAGGACAAUCGCUGCAGCACAGAUGUACUUAAGAUGGCUCUUCCCUUGAUCAAAGCCACUGUGGAGAGAGAGGAGCAACACAGGGACACUCUGAAGUUGUUAGGUCUUAGAAGUUCAGAGCGUCUACCUCUUCCGGAGUCUUCAAAAAAGGCAAGGAGUAAUUCCGAAGAGGACAAUGAAUACGAGUGCGAAGUCUGCAGAGCCAAUUUGUACCUGUCACUUGUGACAAAUUCUCAAGAAGAGGCCGUAUACUGUCUCCCCCAUGCAAUUUCCGUCUUGAAUAAUAAGAAGCACCAAUUAAAAAACAGCAAGCUCCUGUACACCUAUGAUUUAGACGAGCUGAAGGAGUUGCUGCUCAACGUUGAGGACAAAAUUGAGACCAAAGGCAGCAAGAAAAGCGCUGGAAAAUAGAGACUGACUUUUGGCAACCUUGCAUGACACUUUGCCUUUUGCUGAAUCCAAAAUUGUACCCAAUUGCCUUGAACACCUUUGAUAAUUUACUCCGCCAAAUGACGUUUUAUCUAUCAAAUCUUUAAUAGAAACAAAGAGCACCCCUUUAAAUGCAUGUUGUGAAAGAUAUAUCAAUAUUUUUACUACAAUAUUGAUGCAAUUAUGUGUACUAGUUAAAAUCAGGAAUAUUGAGUGUUCACCGCUUUAGGCUGUGUGCUUGCUUAUUACCCCUGCUUCGUUCCCUUACUUUUAUGUAGCUAGAUGCAUUUGAGUGCAGAGAGUGAUUAUCAAUGAGUUAGAGUGGAUGUUUAUUUCUUAUCAAUUUUAUUAACUCACAGUUUUAUGAUACUUUAAAAUAAUGUUUUGUAAUGCCGACCUUCAUUGUAACUUGAGUAUUUCAUUAAAAAUAAAAUUGGCCUCUUCUGCGCUCAUUAUACAAUCCAACUGUCUCAAUGCUUAACUAAAAAAUUUAAUGAGAACGGAAAUAAGACAAUGCCUAACUUUUUUCAGUCAAUAAAAUUUUUGUAUUGAAUUUGCCAGACUGAUUUGCGCCUUCUUGACAUGGUUAAGCCAUUGGUUCUGGUUUGCUGUCUUCAAGCUUAUCAAUUCACACUCACUACAAUAGUGCAAUGUGUGCGGUUAUCUUCUAAGCCUACUCCAGUAAAAGUUUUUUUAGGGGUCUAACUUUAGAGGAGAUUGCAGAAUAUAAUGAGAAAUAAACAUAAAACAGCAAUUGUGCAAACAUAUUUUUUUCAAAUUAUGUAAAUAUUUUACUUUGUAUAAACAAACAUCAAAAUUUUAACUUUCCAUGCUCUUUGACGUGCAGUGGCCAAACGAGAGCUAUUUUUGAGUGGCUCAAAGUAAAACCACACAAAAGAGCGCGCCGACCGUAAAAUUUUGUUAGUGCAAAGAGACGCGUAAAACUAGAGUGCCGUCUGUGUGUGUUGAGUGCAAUUCACGAUUUAAGUGCAAAAUUGUUUUGUCUUAAACGCAGCGGCGAAAAAGUGCUUGCACACUCCACGCGCUGCUGUUUAUGACGUCAUGAAACUGUACUUAGAUUGCUGACUGCACAUUACUUAAUAAUACUGCACUAGGUCAGUAAACCCAUCCAUCAUAAAAGGCAUAAAGCGCGCGCCAGAGAUAUAUGCGGGGCAAUGAUGUAGAGGGAGAGUUUGAAGUGUUUUCGCCAAAUCGAAUCCAAGGCAUUUGGGUUUUUGGCGGACCUCCCGAUGGUUGGGCCCUUUUGAUAUUAAUAUACCGUAUUUUUCAUUCUUUGUUUAUUUUAUGAAAAAGAGAGCGGGCGUGAAUGUGGACCGAUGAAAAAAAAGUCCAGGAGCAACACCGUUAUAUGUGUUCCUUUUUAUUCGCGCCGUCCCAGACACGCUUUCUAGUUCAACCGCCUACUUGUUCAAAAGAAAGGAAGGAUGAGGAUCAGCUCUGAAACAAAAAUUAAAUCUGAUCCGUUUUAUUGGAUGGACAUUAUUUAACUGUUUAAUUACACUUUUUAACUCUUUGUCAAAUCCAUUUAUAUUAAAUGUGGUAUCUCUUUUAAUCAGCUUAAUCCGUUCACUAAUUCAGUCCAAAACUUAAAGCUCAGCAUUAGAAUAUUUAA